AUGGCGGGUGGUCAAUCCGAGGAGCCAAGUGACCGGCCGUGGCAGGUGAACUUGGAUGCGGGCACUCUGCGAGGGUGGGGUGCUCUGACGUCGCCUGUGGACACAGAGCCUGAGCCGUCAAAUUCGUGUGACAGCCGUCGAGAUCCACAUUACGCCGACUAUGAUGCUCCAGACUCGUGUGUAGACGACAUACCGCAAGAUGUUGCGGAUCCCAGCAAGCUGCAGGCGCUCUUGUGCGACAAUGCUGCUCUUUUCGAGGUCGCAGCUUCAGAAUGA
This is a messenger RNA of Symbiodinium natans, 276 nucleotides long. The record is from the annotation of a GenBank genome assembly. Lineage: Eukaryota; Dinophyceae; Suessiales; Symbiodiniaceae.